Emericellopsis atlantica is the source of this 1084-nucleotide messenger RNA. RefSeq lists its product as uncharacterized. Bases 8 to 652 code for a protein of 214 amino acids. The transcript has 2 exons. The record is from RefSeq and is a predicted model, not a curated record. NCBI's taxonomy places the organism in Eukaryota, Fungi, Ascomycota, Sordariomycetes, Hypocreales, Bionectriaceae.
AGCCCAGAUGGACCCGACAGAGAGCUCGGCUACAUAUACGACUGGGUAUCAAGGACUGUGUGCGAUUCAUCUACAGCAGCACUUCCAGACCUUGAGUCGCAGGAAAGUACAACGACUCAUCAUGGAUAUAUCCUAUAGUCCCACCGACUAUUACAGGGUGCCGGGUGACAUGCUACCUUCACCUUUGCCAGAGUCCUCGUCUACGACAAUCUACAAUGCUGAGGAUACCAUGUCCGAAUGGUCCUUUGCAGAACUUGCGGCAACAUUCCCAUCGGGCGAUCUCUUUCUGCGGGUGACCGAUAAAUGGUGCCUCCGCUUCCUUCACUCGCCUUUGCCUCGAGACAUUGAGAGAGCUGUCAUACAAUCGGGUGCGCAUGUCAUCGAGAAACUUGAGUCGUGCGUUCCGAUCUUCAUUCCAAGAAGCUACGUUGAAGGCCGACUGGUCGGCAACGAGCAGAUGAGCAACUAUACCACCGAAUACUGUGGCUCUCUUGGCGACGAAUCGAUACUUUGCAACACAUCAGAAUACAUUGAAGCGGCUCGUAAGGGGAUACAGCAACAUGGCCAUCCGCUUGCCUAUGCGUACAGGGCAAUUCAUCGCACUUAUCAGGGUUGGCUAGAUUCUAACUGUCCCGGCAGGCGAAUGCGCUGAUCGGCUUACUAUGCGCACGGAAGCUAGUAUUUGCGGCCACCACUAUCACCGAUUUCAACAAUUGCCACGACAAGUUACACCUCCUACAAAUACAGCCUCAUGCAAGUGGGCAGUUCGAAAGGCAUCAAUUUAUCUCGCAAGCUCUCUAUCAACAGACGGUGACCUCUAACGCGAGAUCUGAGCACAAAACUCAAACAAUGGCCGAAGGAUUGCCGUAGUCACAGUCAAGGCACCUCACGCCAUAUGCAGCCACCAGCCACAGUGACCAGAACCCGUGCCGUAUGAAAUGUCCUUAGUGUAGUAGUGUCGUUGGGUGAAGCAUCUGAUUGGCGCGCAAGCAGUUUUUGUGGGUUCUAGCUGACUAAGUACUCUUAUUUGCGCACCUAGGUGCGCACCUAUUGGCCCCCCAGAUUGCGAAGUAGUAGUACAGAG